Dioscorea cayenensis subsp. rotundata (Guinea yam) is the source of this 1746-nucleotide messenger RNA. RefSeq names its product cytochrome P450 78A9-like. The transcript has 2 exons. Gene Ontology annotation, molecular function: heme binding; monooxygenase activity; oxidoreductase activity, acting on paired donors, with incorporation or reduction of molecular oxygen. Bases 14 to 1642 code for a protein of 542 amino acids. The record is from RefSeq and is a predicted model, not a curated record. NCBI's taxonomy places the organism in Eukaryota, Viridiplantae, Streptophyta, Magnoliopsida, Dioscoreales, Dioscoreaceae.
AAGCCAAGCCAUAAUGGAAUCCAUGGAAGCCGGCUUGGAUCUAACUCUAGCCAUAGCCACCAAAUCCGGCUUCCUCGCCGGCGCGGCUAACCAGCUCCCCCUCGCCGGCAUCCUCUUCCUUUCUGUACUCACCUUCGUCACCAUCUUCUUCAUCCACUGGGCCACUCCCGGCGGCUCGGCUUGGUCCAAGCUAAGAUUCCACAACCGCAAGCCGAUACCUGGCCCAAGAGGCUUCCCUCUCAUCGGCAGCAUGAGCCUCAUGCACGGCUUGGCUCACCGGAAGCUCGCCGCCAAAGCCAAAGCUCACAAAGCCGAGAGAUUAAUGGCUUUCAGUCUUGGCAACACUAGAGUCGUCAUAACUUCAAACCCAGACGUGGCUAAAGAGAUCUUAAACAGCUCGGCUUUCGUUGAUCGACCAGCUAAGUACUCGGCUCACGCGCUGAUGUUCCACCGCGCCAUCGGCUUCGCGCCGUUCGGCUCCUACUGGCGCGCGCUGCGCCGCAUAGCCGCCACCCACUUGUUCUCUCCCAAACAAAUCGCCGCAUCCUCGCCGCGUCGCAAGCUAAUCGCCGAUCAAAUGGUGGCGGCGCUUCGGUGUUUGUCGUGUAGUGGUGAUAGUGUCGGCGCACGUGAGGUUGUUAAGCGUGCGGCGUUGAAUCACAUGAUGUGGUCGGUGUUUGGUCGGGGGUAUGAGAUUUUGUCGGAGAGUGAAGAGAUGAGGGAGUUAAGGGGUUUAGUCGAUGAAGCUUAUGAGUUAUUGGGCACGCUUAAUUGGUCGGACCACUUGGGUUUUUUAUCCGGAUUCGAGUUUGGGUUCGGGUUCUGGUUUGAUCCGCAAGGGAUCAGGGUUAGGUGUGCUAGGCUCGUGCCUAAAGUUAAUAGGUUUGUGAGUAGGCUCAUAGAUGAACACCGUGACGGUGCUGCCAAACUAGUUCCUGACUUUGUGGAUGUUCUCCUCUCUUUACAGUAUGAGUAUGAGGAUAGGUUGUCAGACACAGACAUGGCCGCUGUGCUUUGGGAGAUGAUAUUUCGGGGCACUGAUACUGUGGCGGUGUUGAUAGAGUGGGUAUUGGCAAGGCUAGUUAUGCACCAGGAUGUUCAAGAUGAGGUGCAUAAAGAAUUAGAUAGGGUAGUGGGGAUUCAUCGAACAGUGACAGAAAUAGAUGUUGGAUCAUUAGUGUACUUAAAUGCAGUGAUCAAAGAGGUGCUAAGACUCCACCCACCAGGGCCCUUACUCUCUUGGGCUCGGUUGGCCACUUGUGAUACACAAGUGGAUGGGAAUUAUGUCCCCGCAGGGACCACCGCUAUGGUCAAUAUGUGGGCCAUUACACAUGACCCGCAUGUGUGGGAGAGCCCUCAUAAAUUCUGUCCUAAAAGAUUUAUUGGAUCUAACUCUACUGAGUUCCAGAUUCUAGGAUCAGAUCUUCGACUUGCACCAUUUGGUUCAGGCAGGAGAAAUUGUCCAGGUAAAUCCCUAGCAAUGACUACGGUCAGUUUUUGGGUUGCUUCACUACUACAUGAGUUUGAAUGGGCUCCUCUAUCAAAUGAGACACUUGUCGAUCUAUCUGAAGUUCUCAAACUUUCCUGUGAAAUGGCUAUCCCUCUCACAGCUAGAUUAUACCCUCGUCGUGUUAUCUCCUGAGACUCUACUUUUUUUUUAAUAUUUUUGUAAAUAUUUUUCAAAAUACUUUUCUUGAUGCUUUGAAUGUUUCUCUAAUUGUAUUUUAACAAAUAGAAUAUAUGUUU